Molecule: messenger RNA, 240 nt
Organism: Ilex paraguariensis (yerba mate)
Lineage: Eukaryota; Viridiplantae; Streptophyta; Magnoliopsida; Aquifoliales; Aquifoliaceae
Source: the annotation of a GenBank genome assembly
AUGGAUGUUGUGGUGGUGUACAAGACAUUGGCACCUUGUUGCAUCACACGCAUCCUAGUGACGUGGAGUGAGUCUAGUAUGGUGGUGGAGAUAGUUCGCCGGAGUUGUGUUGGGAUUUGUCCUCCACAGUUGUUUGCCGGAGUUGGGUUCGAUUAUCACUUAAUUGUUUUGAUUUUGGGUUUCAAGCAAGAAUGGCGUUGGGAGGAAGAAAAAGGCGAUAAGGGUAUAGAGGUCAUUUAG